UUCUCUGUACAAAAGUUCUUCUCUUAGCUUCGUUUCGCUUCCUCUCUCACAAUAACCGGCCACCACACCACUUAUAAACCUUUUCUUUCCUUUUUUUCAUCAUAAUUUUCAGAAAUCAAUUCCUGAAGUUCGUUUUCUCCAUGCUGCAUCCUUUCUCUUUCUAAAUCAGAAAACUGUUUUUGCAUCAGUUUAUUCAGUCCGUAUCUAUAUCGUCAGGAAAUGUUGAAUUACGAUAUUCUAAUUCUUGAUUGGUAGCCAGUUUUGGCUGGAUUUGGGUUGUUGGUUUUGAUAUCAGAAGCAGAAAGAAAUAAGAGUUGAAAGUGAAGGCAAAUUUCUGUUUCAAUGGCUGCUUCCAGUGAAAGAUGGAUUGACCGUCUUCAGUUCUCCUCCUUGUUCUGGCCUCCUCCACUAGAAGAUCAACAGAGAAAGGACCAAAUUGCUGCGUACGUUGAAUACAUUGGUCAAUUUACAUCAGAACAAUUUCCUGAUGAUAUUGCUGAGUUGAUCCGAAAUCGAUAUCCAUCGAAAGAAAUGCUCCUCUUUGAUGAUGUUUUGGCGGUACUUGUCCUUCAUCAUCCUGAGCAUGGGCACGCAGUUGUGCUUCCAAUCAUUUCAUGUAUUAUUGAUGGUACGCUGGUCUAUGACAAGACUAGUCCUCCAUUUGCUUCUUUCAUUUCUUUAGUCUUCCCAAAAAUGGAGAAUGAAUAUUCAGAACAAUGGGCUCUGGCAUGCGGAGAGAUUUUGCGUAUCUUAACUCUUUACAAUCGCCCCAUAUACAAAACGGAAAGACAAUGCUGUGAAGCUGAAGGAAGCAGUGGCGGAAGCCAUGCAAUGACUAAUUAUUCCGUAUAUGAGGAAUCUGGGCGUAAUUCUAUGUUGCAGCAGGAGAAGAAGCCUAUAAGACCCUUGUCCCCGUGGAUUACUGAUAUAUUAUUGGCUGCACCUUUAGGCAUUAGAAGUGACUAUUUUCGGUGGUGCAGUGGUGUUAUGGGUAAAUAUGCCGCAGGAGAACUCCAGCCACCCACGAUUGUUUCUGCACGUGGUUCUGGGAAGCAUCCUCAACUCAUGCCGUCAACUCCAAGAUGGGCAGUUGCUAAUGGUGCUGGUGUUAUAUUAAGUGUUUGUGACGAUGAAGUUGCUCGAUAUGAGACUGCCACUUUAACAGCAGCUGCUGUCCCUGCCCUGCUACUUCCUCCUCCAACAACAGCUUUAGAUGAGCAUCUUGUUGCUGGAUUACCAGCUCUAGAACCAUAUGCACGUUUAUUUCACAGAUAUUAUGCUAUUGCGACUCCUAGUGCAACUCAAAGGCUUCUUCUUGGACUGUUAGAAGCACCUCCAUCAUGGGCUCCUGAUGCACUUGAUGCUGCUGUGCAGCUUGUAGAACUUCUUCGAGCUGCUGAAGAAUAUGCUUGUGGAAUAAGGCUCCCUAGAAAUUGGAUGCAUUUUCAUUUCUUGCGAGCCAUAGGGACUGCAAUGUCCAUGAGAUCUGGUGUAGCCGCAGACGCUGCAGCGGCAUUGCUUUUCAGAGUACUUUCUCAGCCUGCUUUACUUUUCCCUCCAUUAAGGCAAGUUGAUGGUGUCGAAGUUCAACAUGAACCUUUGGGUGGCUAUAUUUCUUCCGACAGAAAGCAGAUUGAAGCUGGUGCUGCUGAAGCCACUAUUGAAGCUACAGCCCAGGGCAUUGCCUCAAUGCUGUGUGCUCAUGGUCCAGAGGUUGAGUGGAGAAUUUGUACCAUAUGGGAGGCUGCUUAUGGCUUGAUUCCAUUAAAUUCUUCGGCUGUGGAUCUUCCAGAAAUUGUGGUCGCAACACCACUUCAACCUCCCAUACUCUCAUGGAAUUUGUACAUACCCCUACUAAAGGUUCUGGAAUAUCUUCCUCGUGGAAGUCCAUCUGAAGCGUGCCUCAUGAAAAUAUUUGUUGCUACAGUGGAAGCUAUUCUUCAGAGGACAUUUCCAGCUGAGUCUAUUAGUGAUCAAAAAAGAAAAACAAGAUACUAUUUUGUGGGCUCUGCCUCUAAGAACCUUGCCGUGGCAGAACUUCGUACGAUGGUGCAUUCACUUUUCUUGGAAUCAUGUGCAUCUGUUGAGCUUGCUUCACGCCUACUAUUUGUUGUCUUAACUGUUUGUGUUAGUCACGAGGUCCAAUUCAAUGGAAGCAAGAAGCCAAGAGGUGAAGAUAAUUAUUUGGAGGAAGUUAUUGAGGAUUUACUUGCAGUAUCUGAAAGCCAGAAAGAAACAAAAAACCGGAAAAUGAAGAAGCAAGGUCCUGUAGCAGCAUUUGAUUCUUAUGUUCUGGCUGCUGUUUGUGCUCUUGCCUGUGAGCUUCAGUUGUUCCCUAUGAUUUCGCGAGGAGACAAUCGCUCAGUCCCCAACAAAGUAGAAAAGAUAGCCAAGCCUGUCAAAAUAGAUGGAUCUUCCCAUGCAUUGCAGAAAUGCAUAGAUUCAGCAAUACGCCAUACCCACAGAAUUUUAGCAAUUUUAGAGGCGCUAUUUUCAUUGAAGCCGUCUUCUGUUGGUACCUCAUGGAGUUACAGCUCGAAUGAAAUAGUUGCAGCAGCUAUGGUUGCUGCACAUAUUUCUGAACUAUUUAGACGGUCAAAAGCUUGCAUGCGUGCUCUGUCUGUUUUGAUGCGUUGCAAAUGGGAUGAUGAAAUCCACUCUAGGGCAUCGUCAUUGUACAAUCUCAUAGAUAUUCACAGCAAAACUGUUGCAUCCAUCGUUAACAAGGCAGAACCAUUCGGAGCAACCUUAACUUAUGCCCCUAUUUGGAAAGAUCCCUGUGGUAGUAGUAAAAGACAAAUUCAGUUUGAAAAUAAUAGCCACCUUGAACCUGGGCAGACAUCUACUUCAUCCUCUAUACAUUCAUCCUCCUCAGAACUCGGUAAAAGAUGUGACAGAACUUCAUAUUCAAAUGAAGCAUCUGGAUGUACCUUUGGAAAAGGAGCCACAAGUCUCGCAUUUGAUGCUUCUGAUCUAGCCAACUUCCUAACUAUGGACAGGCAUAUAGGAUUCAAUUGCAGUGCCCAAAUUUUUCUUAGAUCCAGGCUCGCAGAGAAGCAAGAGUUAUGUUUUUCUGUUGUAUCACUACUAUGGCAGAAGUUGAUUGCAUCUCCUGAGACUCAACCUUGUGCAGAAAGCACUUCUGCUCAACAGGGGUGGAGACAGGUUGUUGAUGCAUUAUGCAAGGUUGUAUCUGCAUCACCUAUGAAGGCAGCUACGGCAGUUGUUCUUCAGGCCGAGAAGGAGUUGCAGCCAUGGAUUGCGAAAGAUGACAAUCUUGGUCAGAAGAUGUGGAGAAUCAAUCAGCGGAUUGUAAAAUUGAUCAUUGAACUAAUGAGGAAUCAUGAUACUUUAGAAUCAUUAGUAGUCGUGGCAAGUGCAUCAGAUUUACUACUACGAGCAACUGACGGAAUGCUAGUGGAUGGAGAAGCUUGCACUUUACCACAGCUUAAGCUAUUGGAAGCAACCGCUAAAGCGAUUCAGCCUGUGAUUGAGUUGGGAGAAUCUGGAUUCGCAGUGGCAGAUAGCCUUUCAAACCUGUUGAAGUGUCGCCUACCAGCUACAAUCAGAUGCCUUUCUCAUCCUAGUGCACAUGUGCGGGCUCUCAGUACUUCUGUUCUUCGUGACAUUUUGCAUACUUGUUCGAUUAGAUACAGUCCUAAGAGACCGCAAAAGAAUGACAUUCGUAAUCAAUACUUCAAUUUGGAUGUCAUUGACUGGCGAGCUGACAUUGAAAAAUGCUUCACAUGGGAAGCUCACAAUCAGCUUUCAAAUGGAAUGUCUACUGAAUAUCUUAACACAGCUGCCAGGGAUUUAGGCUUUGCAAUUUUAUCUGAAAUUAAGCCAUGUGUAACCAUUUAGUCUAUGCAUUUUACCUGUAAGUAGAAUUGCAAAAGGCGCACUUUCUCACACUCUUUUAUUGGUUAAAAUUUAUUGAAGAACUCAAAACUGUAAGUUUAAGGUCUUAUUUAAUGAAUCUCUCUUCUAAUGUUGUAACUUUUAA
Messenger RNA from Vigna radiata var. radiata (mung bean), 4003 nucleotides. RefSeq names its product protein GIGANTEA. The transcript is spliced from 15 exons. The coding region runs from base 343 to 3861 and encodes 1172 amino acids. Gene Ontology annotation, biological process: response to stress; regulation of long-day photoperiodism, flowering; regulation of circadian rhythm. Gene Ontology annotation, cellular component: nucleus. The record is from RefSeq and is a predicted model, not a curated record. NCBI's taxonomy places the organism in Eukaryota, Viridiplantae, Streptophyta, Magnoliopsida, Fabales, Fabaceae.